Coniosporium apollinis CBS 100218 is the source of this 3561-nucleotide messenger RNA. RefSeq lists its product as uncharacterized. The coding region runs from base 1 to 3561 and encodes 1186 amino acids. Lineage: Eukaryota; Fungi; Ascomycota; Dothideomycetes. The transcript has a single exon. Gene Ontology annotation, cellular component: nucleus. Gene Ontology annotation, molecular function: chromatin binding; ATP binding; DNA binding. The record is from RefSeq and is a predicted model, not a curated record.
AUGGCUUGUCCAUUGUCAGACGCCAUAUCGGAUUGGUCCCAGGAGCAGAAGAAAGAGCAGGAUGCAACUGGUGCCUACAACUCGGCCGAUGACAGUGGCGAUGAUCUGUUCAAUGAUAUCCACGAGACACAGGCUACCCUACCGCUUUCCCGCCCGUACGGCCAUGGACCCUCAAUCUCGUACAGAGACCUGAAAUCACAGAUUUCCUCACCGGCUCGGCACGUCACUCAGCCAACACAAAUCCUCGACACACCUGUUGCACGACGAACAGAUCCGUCGUCCGUGGUACAAGUCGCAGCAUCUUCGCCAACCCACUCGCCUGCCCCGCCCUCACCUGCACCGCCGAGGAUGUCCUUAGGUUAUGCAAUGGCCCCUCCAGGGACAUCCUUCCGACCAUUCGCGGCGGCACCACCACCUCGGCCCCCUCCGAUCCUCAGCGACUCGCCAGUGGAGCACUACUCGUCUGAUGAUGAUGUUACCAUCACUCGUGCAAACAUCAAACCUACGAGCUUUACAAGUGGUGGCCGAUCACAAGCGAUGAGAGCAGCGGACGCGCAAGACAGUUCAAUUGGCCGCAUGCAGGAACUCGCAUCUAAGUACACGUACGACGAGAAAGUGUCCAACCAGCUGCGCCCUCAGAAGCGCACCACCGAUGACAUGGCGAGUGCAUACGCGAAUUCCGGCAGGCCCAAGAAACAGCCUCGCCAAACUGGGCCAUCUCGUGCGCAGCCGGUUGCGCCAGAUAUGUCUCUUCAAGAUAUUGGCGACCUUGAAGUCCAAAGGAAAGUUGGGAGGAUGAAGAGCGUUUAUCCGCAGAAGAGAAUAAUAGAGCUGCGAGAUGCGCUCAUGAUCAAGCGUGGCAACGAGGAAGACGCGCUUGAGUUUAUAGCAGGACUCGAGGAGGCAGUGAAUGACAAGCAGCCUAUUGACCUCACAACGUCUGACGACGAGCUUGCUCCAGAUAAAUCAGCGGUUGCUGCACCGAAGCCGACCGCCAAACGCCACGUCAAGGCACCCAACAUGAGCAUUAAGGACAAAUGGAGCUCAACUCAGCAUGUUGCUCAACAAGCGCCUGCAAAGGCACUUCCAGUAGGCUCGUCACCACUACCGGCAACGCCACCGAGGCCAAGGCGGAGACUUGUUCAAGGCCGGCGCGUACCUUCGAGUCCAUCACCUCCCGCCUCGCCUAUCGCUCCGGCGCCACCAGUACAGAAGCCAGUCCCAGUCAAGCACAAGGUCAUCUGUUUGGAAUCAGACGAAGAGCCUGAGUUUUCUGACUCUGGUGUGUCAUCGGCUUCUGACGUUGGAGAGGAGAAUACGUCAGAGCUCGAGGAAGGGCUCUUGAAAUUCAUCAACUCCUGCUCAGCGGCAGAACUUGCGGAUUUGUCACAUCAGAGCCCAGACGUUGCUGCGGCCAUCAUCGCCGCGCGACCGUUCAGAUCUCUGGGACAAGUGCGAGCGGUUUCUGUUGAUGCGCCACCGGUGCCUCAAAGAGGCAAGCAAAAGACGACGAGAAAACUUACCAGCGAUAAGGUCGUGGAUAUCUGUUUGGAGAUGUGGACUGGUUACCAAGCUGUAGACGAGCUUGUAUCAAGAUGCGAGAAGCUCGGUGAGCAGAUAACGACCGAGAUGAAGAAGUGGGGUUUCAAUAUCUUCGGGAUCGCCAAGGGAGGAGAGCUUGAGCUCACGAGCUUAGACGAUGCCCAGAGCGAUUCGAGUUCACUCCGGGAUUCUGGCAUAGGCACACCCUCAAGUACCACCGCUGAUGAGGACGACGAUGCCGACGUCAAGAUCGUUGAGCCGAGACGCGGCAAGACACAGCUCCUGAAGAAACCCGGGAUUAUGGCUGAGGACACUGAGCUGAAAGACUACCAGGUGCUGGGGCUCAACUGGCUUAAUCUACUGUGGUCAAAGAAGCUUAGCUGCAUUCUUGCAGACGAUAUGGGUCUCGGCAAGACGUGUCAGGUCAUUUCAUUCCUCUCGCAUCUCAAGGAGACUAGGGUCCGCGGUCCGCAUCUCAUCAUUGUACCCGGCUCGACGCUUGAGAACUGGUUGAGGGAGUUCAAAACCUUUUCGCCCUCGCUUGUUGUCGAGCCUUACUAUGGAUCGCAGAAAGAGCGGGCCGAUCAGCGCGCUCAACUCGAAGAUGACAUCAGGAAGAUCGAUGUUAUCGUAACAACCUAUGACAUAGCACGACCGCCCGACGACAACAAGUUUCUGCGUCGCAUCAAACCUACUGUCUGCGUGUAUGACGAAGGGCACAUGCUCAAGAACAGUAUGUCCGCGCGAUACACGCAGCUCAUGAGGAUCCCCGCGCAGUUUCGACUUCUUCUCACAGGCACGCCGCUGCAGAACAACCUCCAGGAGCUGGCAUCUCUCCUAGCGUUCAUCAUGCCCGAUCUCUUCGCAGAGCGCCACGAAGACCUCGCCUACAUCUUUAAGUACAAGGCCAAAACCACAGAUGCCGAUCACGCCAGCCUCCUGUCCGUUCAGAGGAUCGCCCGUGCCAGAUCAAUGAUGACGCCCUUUAUCCUUCGACGCAAGAAGCAUCAAGUCCUCAAGUACCUGCCUACGAAGACGCGCCGCGUUGAGCGCUGCCCCAUGACUCCCGAACAACAGGAGAUCUACAACGAACAUCUGAGUGAGCAGCGCAAGAUCCUUGCGGACCGCGCCGCCGGCCGCCCGAACAAGAACAACGCGAACAACAUGAUGAAGCUCCGGCAAGCAGCCAUCCAUCCUCUGCUCCUUAGGCAUAUUUACGAUGACGAAAAAAUCCGUAAGAUGUCACGUGCAUGCAUCAAGGAGCCUGAACUGAGCAAGUCCGACCCGAACGUCGUGUUCGAGGAGAUGCAGUUCUAUUCCGAUUGGUCACUGCACAAGCUCUGCGAGAAAUACCCGAAGACGCUGAAGAGAUACGCGCUGCAAAACGAAGAGUGGAUGCGGUCCGGCAAAGUGCAGAAGUUGGCCGAGCUGCUGAAAAAGCACGUCAAGGAUGGAGACCGCACCCUGAUCUUCAGCCAGUUUACGAGCAUGAUGGAUAUUCUGGAGCAGGUGCUCGAGACGCUGGAUAUCCAAUUCUUCCGCCUCGACGGCGCGACGCCGAUUAGUGAGCGCCAGGACAUGAUUGAUGAGUUUUACGCAGAUGAUAGCAUUCCGGUUUUUAUGCUGUCGACCAAGUCUGGAGGCGCGGGCAUCAAUCUGGCGUGCGCGAACAAGGUCGUCAUCUUUGAUUCAAGCUUCAAUCCGCAGGAAGACGUCCAGGCGGAAAACAGGGCGCACAGGGUGGGGCAGAAGAGGGAGGUGGAAGUUGUGAGGCUUAUCUCGACGGGCACGAUCGAGGAGCAGAUCUACAAGCUCGGCGAGAGCAAGCUGGCACUCGAUGAGAGGGUCGCUGGCGAAGCUGGGAGCGAGGAUAGUGCGAAGAAGGUGGAGAAGGAGGGGCAGGCGAUGGUAGAGAAGAUGCUGUUGGAAGAUAUGGAGCAGGAGAAGAGCACGGGUGACCUAAAAGAGGACUUUAAGAGCGGAAUGAAGAAGAAGGGAUUUGAUAUCUCGGCUGCUUGA